Messenger RNA from Alnus glutinosa, 1950 nucleotides. RefSeq names its product benzyl alcohol O-benzoyltransferase-like. The coding region runs from base 163 to 1518 and encodes 451 amino acids. Gene Ontology annotation, molecular function: acyltransferase activity, transferring groups other than amino-acyl groups. The record is from RefSeq and is a predicted model, not a curated record. NCBI's taxonomy places the organism in Eukaryota, Viridiplantae, Streptophyta, Magnoliopsida, Fagales, Betulaceae. The transcript has 2 exons.
CAAAGCCAGCAGCUAAGAAAAUCACGAAACCAAAAAGUUGCAUGCUUACUUCAUUUAUUUCUAUAUAUACUGUAACGAUUGGAAAAUCCAUCACAACACACACCACCACAAUCAAAUUAACUUCCCUUUCUUCCUUUGAUAAGACUCGCCAUUUUUCUAGGCAUGGCAGGAGCAACGACUACCCCUCUAGUAUUCACAGUGCGAAGGUGCAAACCAGAACUGGUUGCACCGGCAAAGCCAACACCCCAUGAAUUCAAGCAACUGUCUGAUAUUGACGACCAAGAGGGUCUUCGGUUUCAUAUCCCGGUGAUACAAUUCUACCGAGAUAAUCCCUCGAUGCAUGGGCAAGACCCUGUGAAAGUCAUCAGAGACGCACUUGCACAAACGCUAGUGUUUUACUACCCCUUUGCCGGGAGGCUCAGGGAAGGGCCUGGCCGGAAGCUUGUAGUAGAGUGUACCGGCGAGGGUGUUAUGUUUAUCGAGGCCGAUGCCGAUGUUACUCUUCAACAGUUUGGCGAUGCACUUCAACCCCCGUUCCCAUGCAUGGAGGAGCUCCUUUUUGAAGUUCCCGGCUCGGGAGGGAUCCUCAAUUGCCCAUUGCUGCUUAUCCAGGUGACACGCCUCAAGUGUGGUGCAUUCAUCUUUGCCCUACGUUUCAACCACACAAUGAGUGAUGCCACUGGCCUGGUUCAGCUCAUGAUGGCCAUGGCCGAGAUGGCACAUGGUGCACGUGCCCCAUCCAUUCAGCCUGUGUGGCAAAGACACCUUCUUAAUGCAAGAGACCCACCGCGUGUGACGUGCACACACCGAGAGUACGACGAAGUGACUGACACUAAGAGCACCAUCUUCCCACUUGACGACGUGGCCCACAACUCAUUUUUCUUCGGCCCUAAUGAGGUGUUUGCCCUUCGUAGAUUCGUGCCACGUCACCUAAGGCAAUGCUCCACAUUCGAGGUACUCACCGCCUGCCUUUGGCGCUGCCGUACCAUAGCACUACAACACGAUCGUGAUGAGGAGGUGCGCUUGUUGUGCAUCGUCAACGCACGCAAAAGACUCGACCCUCUAUUACCGACCGGUUACUAUGGUAAUGGUUUUGUAUUCCCUGCGGCGACAACAACUUCUAAGAAGCUUUGUGAGAAUCCGUUAAGUUACGCUUUAGAAUUGGUGAAGAAAGCGAAGAACGAGGUGACGGAGGAGUACGUGAGGUCGGUGGCAGAUAUGUUGGUGAUAAGAGGUCGACCCCACUUCACUAUGGUGCGAUCUUACGCCGUGUCGGAUGUGACACGUGCCGGGUUCAGAGAGGUGGACUUUGGGUGGGGCAAGGCAACUUAUGGUGGACCAGCAAAAAGUUUUGGGGCGGGGACCAUGUCGAGAGGGACAAGCAUAAGCUUUUAUGUACCUUUUAAGAACAGCAAGGGAGAGGAUGGGAUCGUGGUCCCAAUUUCCUUGCCUGCUCCAGCCAUGGAAAGAUUCAUCAAGGAGUUGGAUUGCUUGUUGACUGACAAGCCAGUUAAUUAGCUGCCAGAAAAAAUCCAAACUUUGAAGCCAAUUUGCCAAUGGCUGUUAAUGUAAGAUAAAAGGGACGACUCAAAUGUGUUGAAGAUCCAAUCGAUCUCAUCGGCAAUAUAUAUAUAUAUAUAUAUAUUACAUGCAUGUAGUAUUGUGUAUGUCUGGCAGUCCAUUUUCUCAAAGGUGGUUGGCCGAAGAAGUAGUAGAGGGGAAUUAAGGGGGUUAAAGGUUUCUUUUGGCUAGAGUACAGUUGAUGACAUGGUAUAAUUGUGGUUGAUCGUUCAUUUGAGUCAAAUGAACGAUCUAGAUUUGGAGAAUUGCAGGACCUGAAUCCACUAGAAUGAGUACCAUUUGCAAGAAAUAUUCUAGACUACCAAAUCAAACGUCAAGAAAUAAAGAAAAAAAAAAAAAAAAAAAAGGUUGUUGUGGGAAUACUUUAUU